AUGGGAACUCUCCCGGGGUUUUCAACCCGGUCGGCGGGCUUGCGUCGGACGGAUGCCUAUAAUCUGUCGACCUCGCCCAGCGGCCUCAGCCCGGGCACCUUCAGCAACCUGUCCCCGUGCACCUUCUGUUCCAGCUUUAGCAAGACGGUCAAAGAGCUGGGACAAACCUCAAGCCCUCACCCUGGAGCCAAACCCGAAUUCGCUGCAGAAGCCUCAAGUUGGGUCUUAUUCAAUCAGCUCAAUGGCCUGGCUCUUCUUGCCCUGUACAUCACCUCGUUGGCCAGGAAGAUUCCCGUCCCACCGCCAGCCGCACAACCCACUCACGAUCCUCCCCUAUCCUCUGUGAUACAGGUGAGCUCCCCCGCCCCAAACCUCGUCACGAACCUCCACCCCAACCGCCAGGCACACAGGAACAUACCACAACAGCAGCAUUGGGAUUCCGCCCUGCUCACUGACCUACAUCCACACCACGCCCAUGUCACGCACAAGCACAUACGUCUUGCGACUAACUCGGCGAAGAGGGGCGGAUUGUUUGCGGCAAAAAUCUUCCUGGUAGGCCUGUUGAGUGGCCUGGUCCCCGUCGUAGAUGAACAGGAGACUGGCGGCAUAGAACCGGUACCGGGCCAGCUUACUGACGAUCUGUGCCAGACGGUACAGCUGCUCGAGUAUCCCGGGGAUUUGGUAGACCAGCAGCCUCACUCCCACGCGCACAAAAAAUACAGCUUUGAAGAACAUCGGCUCCAAAAUUACCAGGGCCCCAAAACCGUGUUGCCCUCCAAGACACUUGGAACAAGCCCCGGCACCCAACACUGGCGGACAGCAACAACAAUGCGGCCUCCGGCGAAAUGGUCCCAGAACCCCAGAGCUGAAAAUAUUCAACAAACUCAGAUUCCAGAAGAGGCCGACUCCGUGGUCCUCCCCGACCUCUUCAUCAAAAGCUUCUCGACCUAUUCCGGGCUAUCGACCUAUUCCGGGCUAGAAGUGCCCACCGAGUUGGAGAUCAAGUUUGAGAAGCUCGCCACAGUGAACAAAAGGAGAUCGCCAGGCUCGGCGAGCUUCAUUAGUUUGAGCGUCUCCCGGAUCAUCUUGGCAGCGCCUGACGCCGCCGACAUUGCCCUCAAAUAG
Molecule: messenger RNA, 1125 nt
Organism: Puccinia triticina
Lineage: Eukaryota; Fungi; Basidiomycota; Pucciniomycetes; Pucciniales; Pucciniaceae
Exons: 8
Coding region: 1-1125 (374 amino acids)
Source: RefSeq, a predicted model, not a curated record